AUGGAGGCUCUCUUUUCAAUCCCGAUGCUAUCGUUAUUCCUCGUUCCCGUCCUUUCAUCCUACAGCACCAGCCUCAACAUAAUCUUCUUCUACAUGACAUGGACGACGCUCGUGCUGUCCCAUCCCCCACUACGAGUGGAAUUAUUCGGCACAGCCGCCGUGCGCAUAUUAUUCUAUAUGCUCCCAUCCGUCAUCUUCUUCCUCUUCGAUGUCCUGACCCCGUCGGCAGCGGUGGUCCUCAAGGCGCAAGGCGAAACCGGACUACCUAGCGGAAGGAAGAACGGCAAGAUCCGAGCCCGGGAAUUCAAGGUUGCCGGAUGGGCACUGUUGAACCUAUGCUUGAGUAUCGCUGCGCAGGCAGCAAUCGAGUCGCUGCUUGUGAAGGGCUUGGGCAUGCGCAGUGCGAUCAAGGUGUCGCUGAAACUUCCUAUGCCAUAUGAGAUGUUCAAGGAUAUGAUCCGUGGCAUGCUAGGGCGAGAGAUCCUUAGUUACGUCGUCCACCGCUAUGUCCUCCACUCGAAGAAUUCAUACCUCGCCAAAUAUCACCAGUCUUGGUACCAUUCGCUGAGGGCCCCCUUCCCUUUGACUGCGCACUAUGAUCACCCGCUCACCUACAUGGUAUCCACCUUCAUCCCGACCUACCUGCCCGCCAUGCUCUUCCGCUUCCAUAUGCUUACAUAUCUCUUGUACCUGUCCAUUAUCUCCAUUGAAGAGACCUUUGUCUAUUCUGGGUAUACUAUUAUGCCAACCAAUUUCUUUUUGGGUGGCAUUGCUCGCCGCACGGAUAUGCAUUUGCUGUUAGGUGCAGAUGGUAAUUUUGGACCGUGGGGCAUUUUAGAUUGGAUUUUUGGAACUACUGUUGGGGAUACUGAUGUAGAGGAUGAUAUUAUGGGUGAACUUGAGGAGCAUGAAGUUGAGGAUAAGAUGAGGAGAGCUGUUCAGUCUUCGAAGAGGAAGAUCAAGGGUGGGAGAAAGAGAUGA
Messenger RNA from Penicillium antarcticum, 981 nucleotides. RefSeq names its product sterol desaturase family protein. Gene Ontology annotation, biological process: ergosterol biosynthetic process. Bases 1 to 981 code for a protein of 326 amino acids. Lineage: Eukaryota; Fungi; Ascomycota; Eurotiomycetes; Eurotiales; Aspergillaceae. The record is from RefSeq and is a predicted model, not a curated record. The transcript is spliced from 2 exons. Gene Ontology annotation, molecular function: C-4 methylsterol oxidase activity; iron ion binding.